Molecule: messenger RNA, 1956 nt
Organism: Macrobrachium nipponense
Lineage: Eukaryota; Metazoa; Arthropoda; Malacostraca; Decapoda; Palaemonidae
Product: cilia- and flagella-associated protein 161-like
Exons: 7
Coding region: 113-1144 (343 amino acids)
Biological process (GO): cilium assembly
Cellular component (GO): motile cilium
Source: RefSeq, a predicted model, not a curated record
GGUAAACAGCGUGGAGGGAAGACUGUGUUUACUUUACUUUCCAGUGUUCUCCUGUGCAAGGAGAUUGGUAGGUUGUGUGUGUUGUUCGCUGUUUAAACGGUCUGGGAAGGAAAUGGCGAGGAAUUCUUACCAUUCCCGCGUCAGAGUGGGAAAUUGGUACGAAAACAGACUUAUGGAAGAGGAUCUCAGGAAAGCGGCUGAGAGAAGUCGAACCGCCGAGAAAAGCUUUCAGGAACUGAGUGCAGCCCUCUUAGAAGAGGGCGAUGUCUCCGUGUGUCCGGACGGCUUACUUCACUAUGGAGACACUGUUAUCAUCCACUCACCUGUUGUACAGCCACAUAAAGGUGCCCCAAGGGCGUCAUUCCCCUGCACGCUUUCGGCGACGCCCUCCAGGUACGAACUCGUCCACAACGCGUAUGAGGACGUGUCCCUGACCGCGAGUCCGGAACACCAUCAACCCGUCCUCAAGAACGUCUUCACCAUCACUCCACGUUCCCGAAACUACGAGCUGGGAAGCGUCCUGUGCUACGGCGACCCCUUCGACCUGACCCACGUCGCCGUCAACGGGCGACGCCUCUACGUCACGUCUCCGGUGGGUUCCGCCCUGCAUUCCGCACGGGAGAGCCGCCGUCAGGAGGUGCUCUUGAGGACGGACUCCAGCUCCCAUUCCGCCUGGAGGCUCCAGCCUCACGAGCCUUCGCUCAGGCUCACUUACGAAGGACAGCCCGUUGAGGUUGGUGCUCGUAUACAACUCAUCCAGACGAUGACGAACCAACCCAUGGUCAUUGAAGAAGAGUUCUCCACCAACACAAUCUUUGGAGUGGAGCAAGAAGUGAGCGUGGGCGUCGUUAACCGAGCCACGACUCGCGCCGCCUCCACCCUGGCCCUCCUGACGUGGACGAGGAGGAGCCCCCCGCCCCCGCCUCCGCAGGAGCUCCAGCAGGAGGGCGAGCGCGUCUGGCACGGAGAAAAAGACGCGGAGGAGGACGAAGAGGAGAAGGAGAAGAAACGAGAGGAAGAGGAGGAGGAGGAUGAGAGACCUAGGGAGGUCGAGGGUGACAUUGACGAUGACGCCGAGGGCAUCAAGUUGGCCCUCGAGGCAGAGGACGACGAUGACGUGUCGCUCACGGACGAGAAGGAGUAGGCUGAAGGCUCGUUGGCUGAGAGAGAGAGAGAGAGAGAGAGAGAGAGAGAGAGAGAGAGAGAGAGAAUGAGGAAGAGAAAGAGAGUGGUAAAGAAAGAGUGAACCAGUUUAAAUUAUAAAUAAACUAGAGAGAGAGAGAGAGAGAGAGAGAGAGAGAGAGAGAGAGGAUGAAUUAAUGAGAAAGAAUGAGAGAAGCAGAGAGUUAAAGUAUAAAUACCAGAGAGAGAUAGGGAGCAAAAUGGAGAGUUAAAAAAGAAUGAGAGAACCAGAGAAGUAAAGUAUAAAUGGACGAAGGAGCUAGUGAUUUGGAGAGAACCACAUAGGGCUAAAGAGCCAGAGGUUUCUUAGAGAGCCACGAAGGAUUAAAAGAGCCAGGCAGGUUGAAGGAGCCCUAGUAUUUACUUGUAUUCUAUUUGCAUAUUUAACCAAAUCUUUGGAUCUAUGUAUAUUUAUGAGAGAGAGAGAGAGAGAGAGAGAGAGAGAGAGAGAGAGAGAGAGAGAGAGAGAGAGAGAGAGAGAGAGAGAGAUUCUCACGACUCAGUUCAUUUGGGUCAAUACUAAUAAUUAAUUAACUGCUUUCUUCAAUGAUUACUGUACAGUAUUCCCAAGUGUUAAAUUUGCCUUUUACCAGAAACUUUUAACUGUCAAAUUCUUAGAUAUUAUUAUCAUAACUACUUUUAAUGGCUUGUGAUACAUAUAAGUAUUAAUUGUAAGUACAAAUACUGAAUAUAAUCUCUUUGUUUACCUGUUUAUCCAGAAUGUAUAACGAAUGUUAAGGUUUUCAUUGAAAAAUAGACGAAUGAACAAAACUU